GAACCACUGAAUGCCCACAGCUUCAUCAUCAGAGUUCAAGUGAAGACCACUGUGGAGGACCACCACCAGACAAUCUCUGAGCUCCGCUGUCACACAGCGAUGACAUGGAGGAACCUUUGAGGCGCAACGAAAAAAGUGAAGACGUCCAGCAGCUUAUAGGUCGUCAGGGAGAAUCUCUCCUUCAGCCACAGUUGGGGAGGUGCAGCUUGGAGUCGGAGGAUCCACAGCCCCCCCAUGUUAACGAGGAAGCGGGAGAUACAAAGCCUCACCACAUUAAGAGGGAAGAGGAGGAUCCAGAGUACGCCUAUGUUAAAGAGGAAGAGGAAGAAUUGGAUGUCAGCAAGUUGCCACUGACUGGUGUCUCUAUCAAAAAGGAGGAUGAUGGAGACAAAUCACCCAAGUGGUCACAGCUUCAUCAUCAGAGUUCAAGUGGAGACCACUGUGGAGGACCACCACCAGAUGACCUCUUAGCUCCACUGUCAGACAGUGAUGACAUGGAAGAACAUUUGAGCAACAGCCAAGACUGUGAAGGUGACGAGAAACAGUUGAAAUGCUCUGAAAAGGAGACGAACAAAACUUGUCAAACAAACGGGAGACAUCGCAUGCGUAAUGAAAAUUUCAGCUGCUCAAUUUGUGGUAAAAUGUUUACUCGAAAGCCAAACAUGGUAGCACACAUGAGAAUACAUACAGGAGAAAAACCCUUUAGUUGCUCAGUUUGCAGUAAAGCAUUCACUCUAAAAGACGGCAUGGUAAAGCACAUGAGAACACACACAAGAGAAAAACCUUUUGUUUGCUUGUUGUGUGCUAAAAAAUUCCAUCAAAGGGGCUAUCUGGAAUCACAUAUGAAAACACACAACCUAGAAAAACCCUUUAGUUGUUCAACUUGUGGUAAAACAUAUCACCAUAAGAUAAGCAUGGAAUCACACAUGAGAACACACACAGGAGAAAAACCUUUUGUUUGCUCAUUGUGUAAUAAAACAUUUAAUCAAAGGGGACAUCUGGGAUCUCACAUGAAAACACACAUUGGAGAAAAACCCUUUCGGUGCUCAGUUUGCGGUUCAGGAUUCUCUCGAAAGGAAUCUGUGAAAUCUCACAUGAUAAUACACACAGGAGAAAAACCCUUUAGUUGCUCAUUAUGCGCCAAAACAUUCUUUUUUAAGCAAAACUGGAGGGCACACAUGAAAAAACACACAGACGAAAAACCUUUUGGUUGCGUAUUUUGUAAUAAAACUUUCUAUCAAAGGGGACAUCUGGAAUCACACGUGAGAACACACACAGGAGAAAAACCCUUCAGUUGUUCAGUUUGUGAUGGAAGCUAUGCUCAUCGGAGCAGCUUGGCUGCACACAUGCGGACACACGAUGAAGGGAGACAUAAUGCUUUACAGUAGUCCCGUACCAUACCUCCAUAUCAGAAUUAGACCACGUAUUAUUAUUAUUAUUGAAUUGAUAUUUUCUGAAGAGCUGUAACUUCCACGGAUUGUUGUCUAGUUUUGUGUCAAUCUUUUUUUUUUGUGGCCCCGUGACAUGUACUAAAAAUGACAUUUAACACAGCGCGCAACCCUAGUAUUCCCGGCCUGGAUAUUGUGAUAUGGAUAUGUGCAGCAUGUGUGCUUGUUUUCUGCAUCUGCUAUGCAUCCAAAAGAGACAAGAAGAUUCCCUCUGUGCACCGUCUCAACAUGCAUGUUUGUUUAAAGUGACAUGAACAGAAUACAUUUUGUCAGUCAUCCAGUGUCAUUGUCUCCGUGGGAGCAGAGGCAGGGCCGCGAGCAUAUACACGCAAGGAGAUGUAAUAGAAUUGAUUAGGAAAAAAGAGGUGAUUGCAAAGCCAAAUGACACAGACCCGAUGUGGGAAUAUUUCAGCUUCAAACCGAAGGUGAGACCAUUAACGAAGUCCCCCCCCCCCCCCCCCAUCUCGAGAGUAAACCUUCCCUCACUCAUGAGGUGUUUUGUUCGGCAAAUUAAAUACAAACAACACACUGCAAAAUGGUGAGCGCCCACGGACAUUACAAAAGAAAUACUGCCCUUUAUGCACUAUACAGAUGAAAAGCCUGCAUUUCGAGAAAUGCCGCAAACGGCAAAAAUUGUUUGAAUCGCCUGCGAGAAAAUACGUCACAAAUGGCAUUCCUACAACUUUACAAGAGUGAAAGAUGACAUUAAAGGAAAAUCAAUCAUUUUAUGUUUGA
Molecule: messenger RNA, 2183 nt
Organism: Phyllopteryx taeniolatus (common seadragon)
Lineage: Eukaryota; Metazoa; Chordata; Actinopteri; Syngnathiformes; Syngnathidae
Product: zinc finger protein OZF-like
Exons: 2
Coding region: 105-1388 (427 amino acids)
Biological process (GO): regulation of transcription by RNA polymerase II
Molecular function (GO): DNA-binding transcription factor activity; RNA polymerase II cis-regulatory region sequence-specific DNA binding
Source: RefSeq, a predicted model, not a curated record